AUGGCAUUUUUCACCAAAUUGUUGACACUCUUAGGCUUUAAGAAACGUGAGGCCAAUAUACUAGUGGUGGGUUUGGAUAACAGCGGAAAGACUACUAUUAUGAACCACUUUAAGCCUCCAGAAGAGAAGACCAGUGAAAUCGUGCCAACCGUUGGCUUUAAUGUGGAAAAAUUUAAAAUUAAAAACUUAACGUUCACUGCAUUUGAUAUGUCGGGUCAGGGAAGGUAUCGCAACCUAUGGGAACACUAUUAUAAAGGCGUUGAGGGAAUCAUAUUCGUAAUCGACAGCUCAGACUCUUUGCGAUUAGUUGUGGCCAAAGAUGAACUCGAAAUGAUGUUAAAGCAUACGGACAUCUCAUCCAAGCCAUCGAUUCCCAUCUUAUUCUUUGCCAACAAAAUGGACUUAAAAGAGUCACUUUCGAGCGUCAAAAUUAGCCAAACUUUGGGUUUGGAUCAGUUCAAGAACAAGGCCUGGCAUAUACAGGCGUCAAAUGCAAUGACCGGCGAGGGAUUGAUGGAUGGGGUC
This is a messenger RNA of Oppiella nova, 525 nucleotides long. The record is from the annotation of a GenBank genome assembly. NCBI's taxonomy places the organism in Eukaryota, Metazoa, Arthropoda, Arachnida, Sarcoptiformes, Oppiidae.